UCACCAUUUUUAUGUUCCUCUUCUUCUUCCUCAUUUUACCUUCCUCCAAUUCUUUGCUCAACUCCCUAUCCAUCAAUGCCACCCUCCGGCGACAGCCUCGAAAACUCACCGUUAAUUACUAUGCCAAGACUUGUCCUAAAGUUGAAAUUCUCGUUGGCUCAGUAACCUCCCAGAUGUUCAAAGAUGCCCCUGCCUCUGGCCCUGCCACCAUUCGCCUCUUCUUCCAUGAUUGCUUUGUUGAAGGGUGUGAUGGGUCAAUAUUGAUAUCAAGUAAACCAGGAAGCAAAGAAUUAGCAGAGAAAGAUGCAGAAGAUAAUAAGGAUUUAGCUAAGGAGGCAUUUGAGGGCAUAAACAAAGCCAAAGCUGUGGUGGAAAGCAAGUGUCCAGGUGUUGUUUCCUGUGCAGACAUUCUUGCCAUUGCUACCAGAGAUUUUGUCCACUUAGUUGGAGGACCAUAUUAUCAAGUGAAGAAAGGAAGAUGGGACGGAAAAAUAUCAAAGGCAUCAAGGGUGCAUCAAAAUCUUCCCCAAUCAAACUCAACGGUGGAUCAACUUUUGAAAAUCUUUUCCUCAAAAGGACUCACACCAGAAGACCUUGUGGUCCUCUCCGGCGCGCACACCAUUGGUUUUGCACAUUGCAAACAAUUUGUGAACAGACUCUAUGACUACAAAGGGACCAAGAAACCUGACCCUUAUAUGGAUCCUAGGCUUCUCAAGGCUCUCAAAUUGUCUUGUCCACAAUUUGGUGGCAAUGUUGAUAUUGUAGCACCAUUUGAUGUGACAACUCCUUUCUCAUUUGAUAAUGCUUAUUAUGGGAAUUUGGAAGCUAAGUUGGGAUUGCUGGCUUCUGAUCAAGCUCUGUCUUUGGACCCUAGAACCAAGUCUUUUGUUCAAGAUUUGGCAAAUGAUAAGCAUAAUUUUUUCCAAGCUUUUGCUGCUGCUAUGGAGAAAAUGGGAAAUAUUGGGGUGAAAAGGGGUAGAAAGCAUGGGGAAUUUAGAAAGGAUUGCACUAUGCAUAUGUGAGUCUUGGGUUGUUGGAUCUAAUUUCUCCUAAUUCUUCAUUUUUUUCAUUUGAUUGUUAUUUCUUGGUCCUUUUUUUCCUUUUUAUUUUGAAGGAAUCUUGUACACAUCUAUGAUAGUGACUAAAAGCAAAUAAAAAAGGAAAAACAUAAUUUCUUUUGGCCUUAA
Nicotiana tabacum (common tobacco) is the source of this 1187-nucleotide messenger RNA. RefSeq names its product peroxidase 19. Gene Ontology annotation, molecular function: heme binding; peroxidase activity. The record is from RefSeq and is a predicted model, not a curated record. Lineage: Eukaryota; Viridiplantae; Streptophyta; Magnoliopsida; Solanales; Solanaceae. Gene Ontology annotation, biological process: response to oxidative stress; hydrogen peroxide catabolic process.